CAAACUCGUUUCCGUCGAAACAGGAAGCUUCAAAGAAUCCUCUUCUCCCCCUCUAACGUACGUCACACACCGAUAGCAAGCGCUAUCUCGUCCGUGCAUGCCACAUAUCGAUUCUUUCACGCUCGAAAUUUCACAAACGUCGAAACGAACGAUCGUAUCCUGCGCCAGUCUCACGGUUUCUUCGAUCCCGAGAGACGGAUCGACGGUGACGGGGGGAUCUCGAGAGCCUUCUUGGGAAAUGAGAGCCACUUUGAUCUUGGAUCACGCAGCACAACCGAGCGUGUACCGGAGGCAAAAGCUGAUGAAUCACGAGAUCCAAAGCCGGAGGAUCCUCAAAUAUUGGACGAUCCGAAAGUUAUCUGCCGAUACGUGUUCCGCGACAUGGUGCUGGCCAGCCUGAUCCGUGUCGAAACGACGUCGAGAAACGAAAAUGCUGAUACCAAUCUCGAGCAAGUACGUGAUUCUGGUCAACCAAUUGCCAGACCGAGCGUCGUCCGCUCGUAUUUCAACAAUUCCAAGUUUAUCGUGGAUUUGUAUAUAAGGCAAUCGAUCAUCCUCCACUUUCGAGAAUUUUUAUUACAGAAGAAUAAGAUAGGGGUGAUCCAUCGUUUGAACUGGAAUAACGAAAGUCUUCGAAUAUGCACGUUGCCCAAUUCGAUUUUCAGAUUUCCAAUUUUUUUUUCACAAGGAGAAGAUACCUCUACAAGAAAACCUCAGGAUCUAAUCAAGAGAUAUCGAGAAACAGGGAUGAUACGCAAAUUGAAUAACGCGUUGGUGGAGGACGAGGACGAAAUUUUAAUCCUGAAGUAUCUUCUUUCUAUUUUUAAAUUAUUUUACGUAAGUUCGGGCAUUGCUUGCUUGAUAUUCCUUUUCGAAUUGUUAAUGAAUCGUAUUCUAAGAACUUCCUGA
Molecule: messenger RNA, 909 nt
Organism: Apis mellifera (honey bee)
Lineage: Eukaryota; Metazoa; Arthropoda; Insecta; Hymenoptera; Apidae
Source: RefSeq, a predicted model, not a curated record